Molecule: messenger RNA, 1786 nt
Organism: Cuscuta campestris
Lineage: Eukaryota; Viridiplantae; Streptophyta; Magnoliopsida; Solanales; Convolvulaceae
Source: the annotation of a GenBank genome assembly
CACGAGACAGUGAGACACCCACCCAACCAUCACUCCAUCCGCCGUUUUCACCUUCUCUCUGACUCUCUGUUGUGUGAAAUAGCAGACGCAAGCUUCCGACAGGCUAAUAGAAGACGCGAUCUUCUUCAGUCUUCUUCGACCUCAUCCCGAUCUCAGAUAGGAGUACAGAACAGUAGAGAUGCAGGCUUCCGAUAGCAACACAGUUCCGAUUAACCUUCCGAUAGCAAGAGUUUCAGAAGGUUUAUUGGGCGUGGAAAGCCCAUCGCAAAGUAACAUAUACAGAAACUGCUCAAAUGUUGGGGUUUAGGAAGAUGGAUGAUGGUCGUUGGACCCGAGAUGCAACACAUGCAACACUGGCAGGAAGCAGGAACCUCAUGAAGCACCACAAGAAGCACCUCUGGAAGCAACACAAGAAGCCCCUCAGUAAGCAACACAAGAAGCCCCUCAGUAAGCAACACAAGAAGCACCACAUGAGCGAAUUGAAGAAACCGGAGAACAUGGGUCGUCACUCUGCCAAGAAGAGCCAAGGAACACGAAAAGCGCAAGGAAAGUGUAGGUGAAGUCAUCCAGAUUGCCAUGGUGGAGGAAGAUGAAGGUUAUUGUAAGCGGUUUGGAGAGAGAAGUCGCGGAGGGAAGCGGAUCAGCCUUGGCUUUGGUCAAGGAAAAAGGCAUUCAAGGUUUCAAAUUUGUCUUGAUAUUACAGUGGAGGAGCUAGAUGACAAAUCUUACAUAGGGUCUACAUAGACUAACACUACGAAUAUUAUCACAUGGACAUGUUUUUCCAGUUGUGUAUUUGCAGACAAAUGAGAAUGCUAAACGAUGAGGAUUUGAUGCACAUGUCUUCGGUUUAUUCUGGAGGGGUUUAGUGAAAUCAAUAUAAUUGAAGGUACCUUUUUUUUACUCAACUUUUUGGCUUCCUUCAACGCUACCUGAUUUGGGAGUGAUUACGUUUUUUUAAGCUGUGUUGUAUUUUAUAAUGCUAAUAUCGAGUAGUGAUCACUAAAUGUUUAAAUCUGGGGGUUGCUUUACUUCUUGGGGUCUCUUGAGAGACCAUGUCUUCCACUGAGAAGUGACAUUGAAUCAUGAGUCAUGAUUAUGCAAUUUUAGGUGCAUCUUUGGAAGUAAUUGCUAAUAUCACACCAAUAGUUUUUGCUGAGUGUGGUUCCUUUUUGGCUCCUUGUUUUCCCACUGACUAAAGCUAGAGAAGAAGUAAAAGCACAUUCACAAGAGUUUGAGUGCUUGUUCCAGGGACUAUGCUUUUACCUAAAUGGUCGCUUUUUUGUAUUAUUUUACCUUCUGAUAAUUCAAUUCUUAGAUGAACCUUUUUGCUCUUCUCCUGUACUUCCAGUCCUCAAGCUGGGGGCCUAACACAUUGCUUUUGUAUUUUUUUUUUUUGUAUUUAGGCAUUACCCUCAUCACUGGAUGGUUGGGCAACCGGAGACUGCGUUUGUUUGAGUGAUGGAGAAUGCAAAUUCUAAUAACAAUAUGUUCUUCUGGAGAAGAAAUUUGUCCCAUGAAUUCCUUCUUGAUGCUGCUCUCAUCUAUUAGAGCACAAGCAAUGGCGUGCUGUUUUACAUCCACACUCUGCCACAUAGGAUUUGACACGGUUGAAUUAGGAGGUUGAAUUAGGAGGCAUGAAGGGGUAACUCCUUCUGUGGCAUGUGCGAGGCAUAUACUUGCUCCAAUUCCUUUUCUUUUUUUUUAUUUUGGAAAAAAAGAAGAAAUACUUCUUAUUUAGUUAUUUUUAGACAUAUUUUUACGAUACAAAUAUAUGAAAACUAAUUUA